AUGGCUCGCGGCAAAUUGAUUGUGUUUGAAGGUCUGGAUAGAUCAGGAAAGUCCACACAGUGCGAGAAGCUAGCCCACUACCUCACAGCAAAAGGCGUGCCGGUAAAGCAUCGUCGAUUUCCUGACAGAACAACACCAAUCGGUCAGAUGAUCAACAACUAUCUGCAGGGUCAAAGCGAACAAGAGGAUCAUGUCAUUCAUCUACUGUUCUCUGCAAACAGAUGGGAGGCAGUAGCGUCGAUCGAAGCAGACAUCAACAGCGGAACCACUGUCAUUAUUGACCGCUACUAUUACUCCGGUUGCGUCUACUCAGCCGCAAAGAAUAACCCAGAUCUUAGUCUUGCGUGGUGCCGCCAUCCGGACGAAGGUCUUCCUCGUCCUGAUCUUUGUCUGUUUCUUGACAUCUCUGCUGAGGAUGCUGCGAAGCGAGGCGCCUGGGGUGAGGAGCGAUACGAGAAGAAGGAGCUCCAAGACCGCGUUCGCCAACUCUUUGCCGAUAUUCGAGCAACGGAUGAUGGUUCUGACUUUGUAACCAUCGACGCUGGCCAAGGUCUUGAGGCAGUCGAGAACGAUGUUCGGCACCAUGCCGAAGCUUGCAUCAAUGCGACAAACGACUCAAGUCCCCUUCGGCGCAUUCGGCCGUGGUGA
Messenger RNA from Aureobasidium subglaciale EXF-2481, 648 nucleotides. RefSeq lists its product as uncharacterized. The transcript is spliced from 3 exons. The record is from RefSeq and is a predicted model, not a curated record. The coding region runs from base 1 to 648 and encodes 215 amino acids. Gene Ontology annotation, cellular component: cytosol; nucleus; cytoplasm. Gene Ontology annotation, biological process: dTTP biosynthetic process; dTDP biosynthetic process; dUDP biosynthetic process. Gene Ontology annotation, molecular function: dTMP kinase activity; ATP binding. Lineage: Eukaryota; Fungi; Ascomycota; Dothideomycetes; Dothideales; Saccotheciaceae.